GCAGCACUUUCAAUUUACAAGAUGGCCGACAGAAGUAUGUAGAAUACGGUUUGUCGUGAGUUCGUUUAGUGAAAAGUAUUCAAUAAUUACGUUUUAAAAGUAGUACUUUUGAAAAUCAUAUCGAGCACGCGUUGCAGUUCCGUUUUGCAAAGUUAUCAACACAAGAAAUUGAGGACAUUUCUCUGAAACUAGAUUCAAAGACACAUUCGAUUGCAUAAAGGGAAGUCAAACGAAAAUUUUGAGUGAUGCGUCGCAAAAGCGAACGGACGAAAUCGACAAGUUCGCCGGUGAGAAGCGUUGAACGGUCGAGCAGGCGUUCUAGCCGCCGCGGGAAGGGCUCGCCGACGAAAAGUCCGGAGCCGGAUGCAUCUCAGGCGGAUCAACACAAUGAGGAUAAGGUAAGCGAAACAGAAGUUGACGGCGAUAACGAAAAAACGCGCGAUUCCAGCACAGACCGCGACAGUGAAGACCCGCAGUCGAGAGGUCGCCGCCAGACAAGAAGAGCAUCGAGGUCCGAUGACCGAGCGACCCGGGCGUCUCGUCGCAAAAUUGAAACAAUUGAAGAGGAAACCGGAACUGCCCACGAGAAUGGAGAGUCGUCCCUCACCAAAGGCGAUAGCGAAUCUGGUCAGAAGUCAUCAGACAGAGAAGUCCACAACGAGGCGGAGGAUGCCAAGUGCAAUGAAAAGUCUGCAAACUCGGAGGAGGUGAAAGAACAAAGACGCUCCUCGAAGUCAGAGGAUAACCGCAAGGAUGAUAGCAAGAACGAGAAAGGCGAGGAUGAAAAUUCCAGUCCAAAGAAGGAGUCCCUUUCCCAAUCGAGCAAGGAUACUGAACCACAGCCGGAGGGUGGGAACAAUGAAUCCAAAGUAGUAGAAAAGGAGCCGGACAAAGUAAACGAAUCCAAUAAAGACAAAUCUCCCGCUCGUGAUUCUGACGCUGAAGAGCCAAGCCGUGGUGCGCGCAACGAUAAAUCCAGUGGUGAUGCUGACAAGGGCUCAGGUGAUCACAGGCAUCGGUCUCAUAACUCAUCGUCAUCUUCAGAUCGACGACCAUCAGAUGGUUAUGAUCGUAGAUCUCGCGAGCAACGAGAAAACCGGAAAAGCAAGUCGGACGAGAGCACCCGAUCGUCGGACAGGGAACAUCGCCACAGUCGCUCAUCAUCGGGCAAAGACCGCUCUGUUGAAAAGGAUUACCGGAAACGCAGUGGAUCCUGCGAAAAAGAGCGGCCUAAGGAGAAUGACCACACUAUUCGUCGUACAGUGGAGAAAUCUACCGAGGACAGAAAUGAAGAAAAGGAAAAUAAAAAGGCUUCGGACGAAACGGAUAAAGCGAACAAGGAUUCAGAGAGCAAGUCCGAAAGGCAACCACCCGUUCGGAAACGCCGUUGGCUAUCUCGGAAGGCGUCCGAUUCGAAACCUCAGGUCCUAGCCAUAUCGACAGACUCUCUGAAGAAUUUGAUAUCCGACGUGGAACCAGUUCCGCUAAGCGACAUCAAGUUGGAAUCGUCACCAGAACCCGAGGAAAGGAGAUCAAAAUCGCCUUCAGAGGAACCUGACCGCAGGGAGAAGGAAAAAAGUCGCUCGCAUCGUGAUCGACGAUCUCGCGAACGGGAUGGUUCAAAGAAGCGCGAAGAAAAGAGCCUGCAAAAUUCAAAUAGAAAAAUAUCGAUUAUCCCGGACGAUGGCAAACUACAGCGGCCACCAAGCCCGCCUCGGAACGUGUCCAGUUGCAUUCUGUACAUAACGAAUCUGGUCAGACCCUUCACAUUGCUGCAGCUCAAAGGGCUGCUGGCGCGGACUGGGAAAAUUGUGGAGAAUGGGUUCUGGAUGGAUCGGAUAAAAUCUCAAUGCUACGUGAAAUACGAAACGGAAGAUCAAGCCAUUGAAACACGACAUGCUCUGCAUGGUGUUCGCUGGCCCACAUCCAAUCCAAAAUGUCUAAAUGUGGACUUCGACACGGAAGAGGCUAUGGAGAAGGCGAUUGCGUCGACGCUGGAGGAGACCCCGAGGUUCGGAGCGGAGAAUCCACGGGAGAACAGGGGGGCCGGGGCUGGUUGGGAUGCACGGGAAAGGUUUGAUUACGACGAGAAAAAGGAUAUUCAGGUGAGUAGGCCCGUUCGAGAGUGGGACGUUGGAAAGAAGGAAGAACUCGAACGUGAAAUGGAGCGCAAUCGUGAACGAGAACGGGAACAUCGGGAGCGACGUGACGGACGCGGAGGAAGGCGACAUUCGAAUGAGCGAGAUCGGGACAAUGUCCGCGAUCGGCAAAACCGAAGUAAUUCAGCAUCGCCAGCGAGAAAGUUCAGGAAAAAGGAAAAUGAUCCUCCACUUCGCCUUCUUGAUGAUCUGUUUAGGAAAACGAAAAUCACACCGUGUAUAUAUUGGUUGCCAUUGACACCUGAACAGAUCGCUGAGAAGGAGGAAGCUCGUCGAAAACAUAUGGAGGAUCUUGAAAAACGUACAGAAGAAAUUCGCAAGGAACGCGAAAGAGAACGUGAACGAGAGCGUGAACGUGAGAAAGAACGUGAACGUGAAAGGGAACAGCGGGAACGCGAAAGAGAACGUGAACGUGAAAAAGAUCGUGAAAGAGAACGCGAUCGGACUCGUGAUCGAGAGAACAGACGAGAACGCUCGAACGAACGUUCAGGCGAUCGCCGACGAUCACGCAGUAGAGAUAGACGGCGAUACUAAUUGAAUAACAGAGAGAAAACGCUAUUGCAAACAAACAUUGAAACCUACUGCUCUAAGAUAGAAUAUUCAAAUCACCGAACGAGAAGACAUGAAGAGAACCGCAGACGAAUAUAAUCAUGAAAGCAUGCUUGCAUAACGACAAAGCAGAACAAAACGGGAAUGAUUAUACAGUUAGGAAAAACCCUUUGCUUUAGGAUGUUUGGAUAACAGCGGCGGAUGCAGUGUCUACCACGAAUAUAGAAGAGGGUCUGUGGAUAUUAUUAUCAACUACAUUUUUUGGUUUUAAAAUAUUUCUCACAAGUAUAUGAUAAGAAUUUUUAACAUAAUAUUCCUCUAAAAUAGCAAACGCAACGUCGGAAAAUAGUCGAGAUAAAGGAGAAGUUAUUUGAGCGCGAGACGCGUUUCGAACAUUUCUUAGCCAAACUUCUCUUUUUUAGUAGAGAAUAAACAGCUUUGAACUAAUGAAUUAGACAGGCUUGCGAUAGGUCCCAAAUGAAAGUGAUUUUAUUUCCUACGUUUCUCAACAAUUCAUCCUUGGCAGUUAGUACAUCCCUUUUGGUUUUUUAUUUAAAUAUUGCAUUAGUGUAGGUAGGUAUUUUCCAAGAAAAUGAAGUUCGGAUUAAGACAAGCAAUAAAUUAGGGGCUAGUAAAUAUUUGCAGUUGCUUGAAGGGCUGUACGUCGGAUAACAUUUUCUUUUCCAAUGCAGAAUUCCCCUCCCCUCAUAUUAGCUAUUCUUUUCCAUUCAACUGCCAGAGUUGACCAUGGUAUUGUCCGAGAACCUCUGAUUCAUUAGUUCAAAAUUUGUUCAAACUUAUUUCCGUGAAUCGUCUUUCAUACAUACAUUAAACAUAAUCUAAAAUCGAUCAACAUCAAGCUUGAGAUUUUUUUUAUCCAAACAAUUCACUACGUGAAAAACAAACAAAAAAUAGAAAUAUGAAGUAAAUAUUGUUAAUAAGGUUUGAAUUAAUCGUGAGUUAAUAGCACUUAACUAUAUAUUAUUCCAUCAGAAGCUGAAAAAGUCUCUUCUACCUGUCUCUAAGAGUGUGUAACAGUAUUUGAGCGUGUAUCCUCUACCAAUUUUGGUCGGCAGCCGUCACCCUCAGUCUCCUGCUUGUGAAUUUUCUGAGUAAAUCAACUUGGCCAGCGAAUAUUUUUCGAGAUAAAUCGAUGUUGAGUGUAAAAUGAAAGGAGAUCAAUUAUGAUAUCAAUUGAGCUAAUUGCUGUAUGCGAUUUGUUACGAAAAUUCGUUACACCCAAACAUGUCGCCUAUCAGUAAAGUUGCAGAUCUCCACUGAACAGACCUCCAUAUUACAAAACGGAUUUAAAGAGAAAGGAUGGACAUAAUUAUCUGGAGUUAGAUGACACGUAAAUUGUUUCGUAAAUUUAAUGGAACACAACAAGUACUUGUGUGUCUGAAGUGACAGUCAUCGAAAAAAUAUUUAGCCAGCACGACAAAGCAAUCCAAUUGAAAUUGGAAGGAUGAUUGCUCAACGAUGGACAAGGAGAACUCUAGGCUUCUCACCAUAUAUGAAAUGCAGAUUUGGUACAAUCGAGCGAACCAUCAUCAUGAUACAAUACAAUACAGUAGAUUUCAAAAUCAAUCAUUCACAUAUGUAAUUACUAAUGGUAAUAUUAAAAGUUUUCUUUUUUAAA
Messenger RNA from Hermetia illucens (black soldier fly), 4347 nucleotides. RefSeq names its product apoptotic chromatin condensation inducer in the nucleus (gene Acn). The coding region runs from base 246 to 2693 and encodes 815 amino acids. The transcript has 6 exons. NCBI's taxonomy places the organism in Eukaryota, Metazoa, Arthropoda, Insecta, Diptera, Stratiomyidae. The record is from RefSeq and is a predicted model, not a curated record. Gene Ontology annotation, molecular function: nucleic acid binding.